CAAAGGAAUUUGUGAGGAACUGAAAGCAGCAGAGGGCAGUUGAGGGGAAAGGGAGGAGCGCCGGUGCAGACAGCAAGGUUACGCAUGAGAAUUGUGAGGAGGAUUUAAACAAAGCGCAGAGAGGCAGAGAAGGGGGAGAACAGGUAGAGUUGGUUGGCUUCGAGUCUAAUUACUACUUUCUCCAUGUGGCGAAAGAAAGCAAACAGAAACUAAGUGAGGUAAACAGCAAACGGAAAAGGGCAGCUGAAGGCAGGCGGAGAGAAAGCAGAAGUAACAAGGAAAAGGAGGGAGAGACAGCAGUUAAAAAGUCAGGUCCACAAGAUUAAUUGAGGAAGAGAAACAAAACAGGAGGCUGUAAGGAGUUAGCAAGGGAGGGGAUAAAUAAGAAAACAGCAGAUACUCAUUGACAGAGAGGACUGGACUUAACUCCAUGGAUUACUGACAUCAGCAAAACAAAAGGAAGAAGAACGUCAGAAAAGAGGUCACUGUGGUCCGGCAGCAGUGUAGUGUGUCUGAGCCUGUCUGCUAUGCAACUAAGACAGCUGAGAUAGACAGACUUGAGUUCACGGUUCACACAGACAGUCCACUUUGUAACUGCACCAUGUUGAUGAAAGAGUACCGCAUAUGCAUGCCACUGACUGUGGAUGAGUACAGGAUUGGCCAGCUGUACAUGAUCAGUAAGCACAGCUGUGAGCAGAGCGGCGGGGGCGAAGGGGUGGAGGUGGUGAGGAAUGAGCCAGAUAUUCACCCCCAGCACGGCCCGGGACAGCUGACCGAGAAGCGAAUCUACCUCAGCAGCAAACUGCCGUCCUGGGCGAAAGCUUUUGUCCCACGAUUCUUCUACGUGACAGAAAAGGCCUGGAACUUCUACCCCUACACCAUCACAGAGUACUCGGUAUCAUUCCUCCCCAAGUUCAGCAUCCGCAUUGAGACGAGAUUCGAGAACAACAACGGCGAUAACGACAAUGUGUUCGGGGACAAGCCGACCCCGCCAGAGAGUGUGAGUUUCCUGGAUAUCCUGAGUGAUACCAUCCCCGAAAAACAUUACAAAGAGUCAGAGGACCCGAGUCGCUGGCAGUCAAGUAAAACUGGCCGAGGGCCUCUGGAGAAAGGCUGGAGAAAUGACCACCAGCCCAUUAUGUGCUCCUAUAAGCGGGUGCACUGCAGGUUCGAGGUGUACGGCUUCCAGACCAGGACCGAGGAGUUCAUACACAAAAACAUCCGGGACAUUCUCCUGGUUGGCCACAGGCAAGCAGUAACGUGGAUGGACGAAUGGCAUGGGCUGAGUUUGGAGGAGGUGAGGGAGUACGAGCGAACGAUGCAAGAGAAGACCAACAGCAAAGUCAAAUCCAGCCAGAACAACACAGGCCCACCGGCUGCCUCUCGUCCUACGAUCUCUCGCUCCAUCUCAGUGACAGACGAGCGCUCCCUGAGGAAGAUGGGAGUGACGACUGUGGCCAUGUCUGACCCCUCUGCCUCCUCUGUGCCACAAAGUCCCAUUCGCCUCAACUCCACCCCUGAAUGAUGCCUCUCUCACACACACACACACAAACACUGUACGCACAUACACACAGAAACCAAUGUCAACAUUCACCAGCGUCAUGUGAUGUUGUUUCUCAAAUACUCACACACCCACAUGCAAACAGUGACAUUAACGGACAUUUUGGACUUAUUUACUCUCCGGGGUAGAGUCAGAUGAGAAGAUCAGUCCCUCUUUCACAUCUGUCUGUCAAAUACAGGGCCUCGGCUAGCAGCUGAUUAAUUUAGCUCCGCAUAAAGACAGAGAACAGGAGGAAACUGCUAGCCUGUCCAAAAAUAGUAAAAUCCACCUACCAGCGCUUCCUUAAGUCCCAGUGAAACAGAAGUUAGAGCAUCUUUAGCUGCUGUGCUGUGACGAAUUUCCCAGUGAGUGGUGUACAAUUACAAGAGGGAUUUAUAUCAAAUCCUUCACAUUUGAUUUGGCUGCUAAAAAGUGGGCGGGCUUACAGUUUACUGCGAUAUGGAGCUACGGCGGAAACCGCUGCUGAGCGCACCAUUGGCUCCUCAAUUACGUCCCUCGCUGUCAGAUCAGGAGGAGGACGAGGGAGAGAUGAAUGAAUCAGACUUCCGCCACAUUGUUUUGGAAAUGAAAACAACAAUUUUGCCCACUGAUUUCCGAACACACUUCUCUCUCUAUCGCUUUCCAUAGCGAUCUGUUAGCUGCUAGAACCCGCGUACGGUGAAGUGCGGAUUUACACACACACUUUAGUGUGGCCAACUAGUUACCCAAAAUCUCACUGGAAUGGCUAAACCUCUGUGUAGGAUGAGUUUUCGAACACUUUAAACUGUCUUACCUGGUUUUACAUGGUUUUACAUUUUUUGUUUAUCAGUGUGUACAAAAAAAAGGUAUGAAAAUGACAAUAAAAUGGUCGUUUUACAGGGGUGAUUAAAUAUUUUUCUAUCACCAUAAAACACUGAAUUGUUUUUUCACUUUGACUUUUGCGCAGACUAAACAAGUGAGAUAUAACAUGUGCUGCUGGGUGAAUUUUGAAAUAAUUGUGCAGAUCAGACUCGCUGUUUUUGUGCUAAGCUAAGCUACCCAGCUGCUGGCUCCAUAUUCACAGCACAGAUAUGAGAGUGGUAUUAAUCCUCUAAUCUUCUCCAUCAGAGAGAAAAUAAGUAUAUUUCCCAAAUGUCUUUUAAGACCACUGUAGAUACAUUUAUCUAUUGUUACGCGCACAUAUUUGCUCUCUCUUUACUGCAAGUUAAAAACCACAUAACUGCCGCGCAAGAACACACAAACACUUUGUGCCUACUCAAAGACUAUUUCUACUAUUGCAGUCAAAAACCUUUCAGUGUCUUCCACCAACUGUAAACGCAGUGCAUUUCAGCUCUUUUCCAGCCAUAGUGGAGAUCAGCGACCACCAGCAGGGUUCUCCGAUUGUUCCCCAGCCCCAGCCCAGCAGCCUACAGACAGAUGCAUAAGGAGUUUAAUAGAGUAGAUCUAAUGAGAGAGAAGAGGAGAAUGGUGGAGGCUGUCAAUGCUAUGGAUCAGCUCCCCUCUCCACCAUCGCCAAUAGGUCAGACCAGGUGUAUUGACAGAGGGCAGUGAGGCGUUGUAUUGGUUCCUUGAUCACUUAGCUGAGAGCUGCAAAUGGGUUAAGUCAGGGUUAAACUUCAACUAUGAGUCAAUGAUGUGAGCAUUUAUAAGACUAUUAGCUACAUUUUUUACGCACACCCCAGGAGAAUGGGUUUUCAUUAUCAGGGAUCAGCGACGGCGACGAUGAAAUAAUUGUCCGCUGUCCUUAUUUGUAAAAACAUUUAGCUUGAAUGAAGUAUUAAAAAUGAAUCAAGUGGAAAAUGCAUGUGGAAAUUUCAUUGUAUAGUCUUUUAUAAUGGAUUUGUAUCAAUAAAUAAAUACAAUGCAUUUCAAA
Epinephelus fuscoguttatus (brown-marbled grouper) is the source of this 3413-nucleotide messenger RNA. RefSeq names its product phosphatidylinositol transfer protein cytoplasmic 1b (gene pitpnc1b). The record is from RefSeq and is a predicted model, not a curated record. Gene Ontology annotation, molecular function: phosphatidylinositol binding; phosphatidylinositol transfer activity. Bases 602 to 1525 code for a protein of 307 amino acids. The transcript is spliced from 10 exons. Gene Ontology annotation, cellular component: cytoplasm. Gene Ontology annotation, biological process: phospholipid transport. NCBI's taxonomy places the organism in Eukaryota, Metazoa, Chordata, Actinopteri, Perciformes, Serranidae.